ACUCGUGCCGGAAUAUGCUAAUUCUUGCACUUCCCCUCUCUAAAUCAAUGCCUUUUAUAGUUAGGAGUGUGUGUCUGAGUGUCAGACUGACAUAAAGCCCAGCGCUUCUCAACCGCCAACCCGGAAAAUGGAGACGCAGAGCGGCUCUUCAGAAUGAACCGCUGAGCUGUGUGUGUUUACCUGCGCUCACUGUCGGACACAUUUACUCGGAUUUUUGAAGGUUUCUGAUUGGACGGCAUGGGGAAUCUGAUCAAAGUUCUAACGAGAGACAUCGACAACAAUGCUGGGAACUUUUUCCUGGACUUUGAAAAUGCCCAACCCACAGAGGCGGAGAGGCAGCUGUGGGAACAGGUCAGCAAGGUUCUGGAGGAGGCAAUGAGCAUCUUACAAGACUUGCAGUCUUACAGUGGAGCAGGAGAAGCCAUCAGACAGGCCAUCCAGCAGCCGAAUGACGAGCGCGUGCAGGAGAAGGCCUGGAAUGCUGUGGUCCCACUGGUGGGAAAGCUAAAGAAGUUUUAUGAGUUCUCUCUAAAGCUGGAGGGCACACUGCACGGCCUACUGGGGUUCCUAACGAGUGCUCGCUGUAGCCCCACGCAGCACCUGGAGCAGGAGCAGGCUCUGGCACGGCAGUUCGCUGAGAUCCUGCACUUCACACUGCGCUUCGAUGAGCUCAAGAUGACCAACCCAGCCAUCCAGAAUGACUUCAGCUACUAUCGGAGGACGCUGAGCCGCAUGCGAAUCAACAACUUGGCAACAGAGGAGGAGAAUGAGGUGAACAACGAACUGGCCAAUCGCAUGUCUCUCUUCUAUGCCAAUGCCACACCCAUGCUGAAAACAUUAAGUGAUGCCACAACGAAGUUUGUAUCAGAUAAUUCAGAUUUACCCAUAGAGAACACAACAGACUGUUUGAGCACAAUGGCCAGUGUGUGUAAAGUCAUGCUAGAGACACCGGAGUACCGUAGCCGUUUUGCCAGCGAUGAGACAGUGUUAUUCUGCCUGCGUGUGAUGGUGGGAGUCAUCAUCCUCUAUGACUACGUCCAUCCUGCUGGAGCUUUUGUCAAGUCCUCAAAAAUCGAUAUGAAAGGAUGCAUUAAGGUUCUUCGGGAUGAGCCGCCCAACAGGGUAGAGGGUCUCCUCAAUGCGCUCAGGUACACAACAAAACAUCUGAAUGAUGAUACUACCUCCAAGCAAAUCAAAAAUAUGUUACACGUCUGACAUUGUCCAUGAAAAGGUACUUUCUUGGAACACUGAGGAUUGUGCCCCUCUUGUAAUGAGACUGCUUCAACAGUGUGUUUAAAAUGCAAUGAGAAUGGCCAUGUAUUGGGUGGCAGCUACUAGGAGACCCUGCUGUAAAGUUUGGAAGGUGUAUGGUGGUUAUCAUCUUAUUAUUUUAGACUUGUAGUAAUAUGAUUGAAAAUGAAUUCUGAAAAGGAGCUUAUCUGCUGUGGUGUUUCUUUAUUUUAUUCCCCCUGUGUAUUUUUUUAAUAGUUGACUGAAUACCAAGGCAGGAUAAAACAGUUUUGUUUGUGUAAUGUAGCUAUCUGGUUUUUACUGAUUGACAUUAUUUGCUGUGACUUUUGAUAACUCUUUUGAACAAAAUAAAGAAGCUGUCUAUUUCA
This is a messenger RNA of Colossoma macropomum (tambaqui), 1619 nucleotides long. RefSeq names its product family with sequence similarity 49 member Ba (gene cyriba). The transcript has 11 exons. Gene Ontology annotation, molecular function: small GTPase binding. Lineage: Eukaryota; Metazoa; Chordata; Actinopteri; Characiformes; Serrasalmidae. Gene Ontology annotation, biological process: positive regulation of T cell activation; regulation of actin filament polymerization. The record is from RefSeq and is a predicted model, not a curated record. Bases 238 to 1215 code for a protein of 325 amino acids.